This is a messenger RNA of Diplodia corticola, 1212 nucleotides long. RefSeq names its product apses transcription factor. The transcript is spliced from 5 exons. Gene Ontology annotation, molecular function: DNA binding. Gene Ontology annotation, cellular component: nuclear membrane complex Bqt3-Bqt4. Gene Ontology annotation, biological process: meiotic attachment of telomere to nuclear envelope; mitotic telomere tethering at nuclear periphery. Bases 1 to 1212 code for a protein of 403 amino acids. NCBI's taxonomy places the organism in Eukaryota, Fungi, Ascomycota, Dothideomycetes, Botryosphaeriales, Botryosphaeriaceae. The record is from RefSeq and is a predicted model, not a curated record.
AUGGCCUCCACACGCUCCCUCCCCGAAGCGCGCAACCCGCUCGUCCUGCCCGAGCACACUCCGCCGCUCGAGAUCCUCAUCGAGCGCCGCCGUCUGGGCCAGACCAACCUGCACGUCAAGCCGGGGCAGGUCGGCGUGUCCAAUGCGACCAGGGCCGAGAACCUUGGUCUGUUCGACUAUGCCCAUCUGCGCGUCCCGCUUCCCAAAGACCUCAAGGGCUCGGGCAUCUUCAACCUGCAGAAGAACCAGGCUUACCCGGAGUCAUAUUUUCUAAUGCGCCGCAGCAAUGAUGGCUACAUCAGCGCGACCGGUAUGUUCAAAGCCGCGUUCCCGUGGGCGUCCCUUGCAGAGGAGGAGACCGAGCGCACUCACCACAAGUCGCUGCCAACCGCUGGAGAUGAGGAAGUGGCGGGCAAUGUCUGGAUCUCCCCGGACGACGCUCUCUCGCUUGCCGAUGAGUAUGGCAUGAAGGCUUGGAUCGUGGCGCUUGUGGACCCCGCGCCAAUUGAGAAGGGUACCAAGGACAAGGGCUCCCACGAGAUUUCCACUCCGCCAAAGUUCAUCGUUCCGGACAAGAACCAAUUCUUUCCUCCGGCAUCGGCCACCACCGUGCGCACUCGCGGCCGGGAGUUGCGCUCCGCCUCGCCCAGCAAAUCGUCUCCGCGUAAGAUCGCUUCUCCCCGCAAGCCACGCACGACAAGGAAGAGCGCGAGGGAAGCGCGUGAGGGGACGCCUAGUGCUCUGUCCAAGGAGCUCGAGUCUACUCCCGCGCCGUCGGAGCCGGCAGAAUCGGUUAAUGGCGAAGGGGCGUCGGUUGGAACCGAUAAAGUUCGCGUCGAGGUAGACGAGACGGUGACGAAGGAGGGGGAGGUUGAGACCACGACGACCGCCGUCAAGGUUGAUGUGCCUGCCGACCACCCGGAAUUGCCGCUCCCCCAGAGCCCAGAGGAAAUGGUUGCAAACGCACGCAAGAUGGUUGAGGAAGCCAACAAAGCUGAGGGCAGCAGGAGCGCGCAGAAGCGCAAGGCAGAUGACCUUUCGCCCAAUGAUGAGGAUGCCGACGAGAGGUCCAUGGAAGUGCAGCCGGUCAAGAAGACUAAGGUGCUAGAAGAGGAGCUGCGCAAAGAAAGGGUUCGAUCGAAGGCGUUCAUGGGAUUGAGCGCAACUUUGGCAAUUGGUGCGAUGAUUCCGUUCUUCCAGAGCCUGCUGUAG